Messenger RNA from Aspergillus glaucus CBS 516.65, 1123 nucleotides. RefSeq lists its product as uncharacterized. Bases 8 to 931 code for a protein of 307 amino acids. Gene Ontology annotation, cellular component: cytosol. NCBI's taxonomy places the organism in Eukaryota, Fungi, Ascomycota, Eurotiomycetes, Eurotiales, Aspergillaceae. Gene Ontology annotation, molecular function: aldose reductase (NADPH) activity. The transcript is spliced from 3 exons. The record is from RefSeq and is a predicted model, not a curated record.
UGCGCAGAUGCCUUUGGUUGGAUUUGGCUUAUGGAGAAUAAAUAAUGAAUCCUGUGCCGAUGCCGUUUACAAUGCCAUCAAAUCUGGGUACAGGCUCUUCGAUGGUGCUUGCGAUUACGGGAAUGAAGCGGGAGCCGGUGAAGGUGUUGCUCGCGCAAUCAAAGAUGGACUGGUUAGACGAGAGGAUCUUUUCAUUGUUUCUAAACUUUGGAACACCUACCAUGAAGCGCACAGAGUGGGAGAAAUCGUCGCAAAACAGUUGGCGGACUGGCAGGUUGACUAUUUUGAUUUGUACUUGAUGCAUUUCCCCAUUGCCCUGAAAUACGUCUCGCCAACCGUCCGGUACCCCCCUGGGUGGUAUCACGAGGGAACCAGAGUGCGACCCGAUAUGGUCAGUAUCCAGGAAACCUGGCAGGCAAUGGAAAGUCUGGUGGAUCAGGGCUUUGUCAAAGAAAUCGGAGUUUCUAAUUUUUCGGGCUCUCUCUUGAUGGACCUUCUACGUUAUGCACGCAUUCCGCCUGCGUCAUUACAGAUUGAACAUCAUCCAUACCUGACCCAGGAAAAAUUGGUUCAAUUUGCGCAAAAGAACGGCAUUGUGGUCACUGCAUUCUCAUCGUUUGGGGGACUGUCGUAUCCGAAAAUCGAUAAGACAGCCUCAAAAAGCGUCUUGCCACUCUUGGAACACCCAACUAUAGUUUUGAUUUCCGAAAAGGUUCGACAGGCACCGUCACAGGUGCUUCUCAGAUGGGCGACGCAACGUGGCAUAUCAGUCAUUCCAAGAAGUACCAACGUGGAACGAAUGAGUCUGAAUUUAACUUCCACGGACUUUGAUCUGGAGGAGAGCGACAUAAAAAGCAUCAGCGAUCUGGAUGUUGGACUCCGAUUCAACGAUCCGAUGCAAUUCCUGGGCCAAUUUCCUAUCUAUUAUUGAUCACUGACCAAGCUCCGUCACAGACCAGGGCCAGUGUAAUACGUUUCAAAUUAUUGGGAGAGAAAGCAGACUAGAUCUCGGUGUAUGGUCAAUUCAGAAAAUUCCGGGGUUUUUGGACAUUAGCAAACAUGUCUUCAAUUUUGAUUUUAUUGAUGUACCCGGUUCUUUCCAGGGGUUUGGGUUGCCACAGCC